Prunus armeniaca (apricot) is the source of this 1305-nucleotide messenger RNA. Lineage: Eukaryota; Viridiplantae; Streptophyta; Magnoliopsida; Rosales; Rosaceae. The record is from the annotation of a GenBank genome assembly.
AUGAGCUCCAGCGCGUCCGAUUCCUCUGGAGGCCCCUGCGCUUCGACGCCGCCCGCCGACAAGGACAAGCAGAAGGAGAAGGCCCGCGUCAGCCGUACCUCUCUCAUACUCUGGCACGCCCACCACAACGACGUCGCCGCCGUCCGCAAGCUCCUCGAGGAGGAUCGCUCUCUCGUCCACGCCCGCGACUACGACAACCGCACUCCGCUCCACGUGGCUUCCCUCCACGGCUGGAUCGACGUCGCCAAUUGCCUUAUUGAGUAUGGCGCCGAUGUCAACGCCCAAGAUCGCUGGAAAAACACCCCUCUAGCUGAUGCAGAAGGAGCUAAGAAGCAUACAAUGAUUGAGCUUCUAAAAUCGUAUGGUGGCUUGUCUUAUGGCCAAAAUGGAAGCCAUUUCGAACCGAAACCGGUGCCACCCCCUCUGCCCAACAAGUGUGAUUGGGAAAUUGAACCGUCUGAGCUCGACUUCUCCAGCUCAGUUACCAUCGGAAAGGGUUCUUUUGGUGAGAUUUUAAAAGCACAUUGGCGUGGAACACCAGUAGCUGUCAAACGCAUUCUUCCAUCCCUUUCGGGUGAUAGAUUGGUGAUUCAGGACUUCCGUCAUGAAGUUAAUUUGCUAAUGAAGCUUCGUCACCCUAAUAUAGUCCAAUUUCUUGGAGCUGUUACUGAGAAGAAGCCCCUUAUGCUAAUAACGGAAUAUUUAAGAGGGGGUGAUCUUCAUCAAUACCUCAAGGAAAAGGGUGCACUUAGUCCUUCAACAGCUAUCAACUUUGCCUUAGACAUUGCCCGAGGCAUGGCUUAUCUUCACAACGAGCCAAAUGUCAUAAUUCACCGAGACCUGAAACCAAGGAAUGUUCUCUUAGUCAAUUCCAGUGCAGACCAUUUAAAAGUUGGAGAUUUUGGACUAAGCAAGCUCAUCAAGGUUCAGAAUUCUCAUGAUGUGUACAAGAUGACUGGCGAAACUGGAAGUUACCGCUAUAUGGCUCCUGAAGUUUUUAAGCACCGGAGAUAUGAUAAGAAGGUUGAUGUGUUCUCUUUUGCAAUGAUAUUAUAUGAGAUGCUUGAAGGGGACCCACCGCUAUCAAACUACGAGCCUUAUGAAGCAGCCAAAUAUGUGGCGGAAGGACACAGGCCAUUGUUUCAUGGAAAAGGGCACACCCCUGAACUGAAAGAGUUAAUAGAGCAGUGUUGGGCUGCUGACAUGAACCAAAGACCAUCUUUCUUGGAAAUUCUCAAAAGGCUUGAGAAGAUAAAGGAAAAAACUUUACAGGCAGAUCAUCACUGGAACAUAUUUAAUACGUAA